Messenger RNA from Xiphias gladius (swordfish), 2401 nucleotides. It is a transcript of the gene c6h1orf52, whose product is annotated as chromosome 6 C1orf52 homolog. The transcript has 3 exons. NCBI's taxonomy places the organism in Eukaryota, Metazoa, Chordata, Actinopteri, Istiophoriformes, Xiphiidae. Bases 164 to 817 code for a protein of 217 amino acids. The record is from RefSeq and is a predicted model, not a curated record.
ACUACCUACAAGCUUUACGAUUGUUUGGGAGGCUGAUUCAAAAUGGAGUAGGGUCUAUAGGUAGGAGCUCAACUGCAUCAGGUUCAGCAGCUCUAUUUUCAUCUUUGCAUCGUUUUUACUUUAACCCCAUUUGAUUCAUUAGAAAAUUAGUAACCAUAGCACAAUGUCAGAAGAAAAGAACUCCGGCUCUUUAGGUUUCUUCUCGAGCUACGACGAUUUGAGCGACAGCAGCGACUCAGACGAAGAGGGAGACGGUCGGAAGAAGAAACCGGGGGCAGAAGCUCCUGGAAGCGGGGUCGAGUCCUCCCAAUACGGGAAACAAGCGGCCGGUGGAGCUCCCUUACCCAAACCCGAUGAGCUGUUCAGCUCCGUGUCUAAGCCUGCUUUCCUCUACAAUCCACUGAAUAAGCAGAUAGACUGGGAGAGUCUGACGGUCAAAGCCCCCGAGGAGCCUGCCAGAGUGUUUAAGCCAUGGAAGACAAAUGCUGUGCCCCCUCCUGAGAGCUACACUGCAGAGCCAGAGAAGAAGAAGGGACCUCCUCCAGGUAUGGACAUGGCUAUAAAGUGGUCCAAUGUGUAUGAGGACAACGGGGAAGACGCUCCGCAGCCUUACACUGGCAACGCCCGAUUCCUACCUUCAGAGGAGCAACCAUCAGACUCAGACGAGGAAUCAGACAAAACGGCCCUCUCCGCCAAGAAGCGUCGAGUGGAGACCUUCCAGCAGAAGGAGAAGAGGAAGAGGGACUUGGGACAAGCCACCUCUGACAAGAACUUCGUAGAGGAAGAGAAAAGGAUCCUCAGGCAAAAAAUUGAGUGAGGCCUAAAAUGCCUGCCACAAGGCAUCAGUUUCUAAUUUAAACCUUUUAUUUCAGCAGUUUAUGUUCACCGACAUUAGCACAGUGGUCAAGUAGGUGGUUUGCUGCAAAGGUACGUGACCAUUUUACCUGUAGGUUAACAUGCUGUAAUUUGUUUCAAAUAACUGUCAGCACACUUGGAAGAAAGUCUUUAUAUCAAUGGGGUGUCAGGCAAAGAGUGUAUGGCCGUCGAAAUGCUGACUGUUUUCCCAAGUUAGAGGAAAAUUCAGGUAUUUUACAGUCUGGGUCAUUUUUAGUCAUCUCUUCUAGAGACGCUGUAAUGAGGCAUAUCACUAGACACAGCUUUGCAUUGUGCACAGAGCCCUGGGCAUUACCAUACAAGUGGUCAGACAGAUUCUUGUCCCAAUUUGCCAUCACCAUUGCUUUACUCCAGAAUAUGUGGUUCAGACAACUGGGUGGAAUGGGACUUGUUCAAUUCUGUUUGAUUGCUCUUGUCCCAGCAGCCCUGGAUCCUUGCAAAGAUGUGUAUUACCAUAACCAAUAAAAAAGAAGGCCAAAACUAAUAAGUUAAAACCUUGAAUUUUGGUUAAAAAAGAAACUGCAGUUUUCCUAUAAAUGAGGGUUUAGCCGUCCUGCUGUGAUCCAUUAAACAUUAAAUGUGGUAAUUUGGCUUUACCUCUUUUUUUUAUUUAAUUACUUAAAAACAAUGAUGUCUUGCUGUGGUAGUUUACUGGGUCUGUGUUUGUGAAUUGUCUUGUAUUUACUAAAUAUCUAUUCACCACUGUACUAUGACUUUGCUUGUGUUGUGUUAGUACAGUGUCUUUCCUUUUUAAAAAUGUGAUUUAAAAUGACUGUAAAUCUGUUGAAAUAGUCUUUUUUUUCACAGCAGACAUUUUGACUUGUCACAGUAGGAAAAGAGCAGUUGUUAUUAACAUUAACAAUGGCUCUGAUCUUUUCAAGUGUCCCACUAAGUCAUGACAGUUUAACGGUGAGUCUGCAUGCACCAUACCAGGACCCUGAAACCAAAGCAGCUAAAUGGAACUCUGCCAACCUUCAUUUUAUUAUUUACACUAGUGUUUUUCCUGCUGUGACAUGUCAAAAUGUCUUCGGUGAAAAGGGCCCGUUACAAUUUAAAGAAGUGCUUGUGCUUCCUACUUAUGGGCACAAGGUGGCGCCGUUAAGCUACACUAGAAUUCACUCCCUUCUCGUUCGCGGUGUAAAUGUUGGGCACCCAAAUCACAACCAGGGUCUUUCUAUGUAAGUAGGGAUUCUGUGGAAGGGAGUGCUGAUCUUCGAUUUGGAAGUUUGUCUUAUCUCAGUUCUCUUGAGAUACUUGAUGCAUACAGACUGUUUAUUCAGUCUAAUGUACCUUGUAUUACACAACACUUUACAUGUGUUCUGAAAUAAACAAAAUCAGCUUCCUGUAUAUUUAGUGUUAUAAAAGAAGAUUAUUGGAACAUUGUACCGCUUUAUGUUUCUGCCAGAAAGUCUUCUCAUUCACUGUAAACAGUUGAAUAUAGAGAAUUGUUUUGUUUUCAGUGAGAUAUUACUCAUCAUAAACCACAUAGGCUAUUAAAGAUAUUUUA